Messenger RNA from Onychostoma macrolepis, 2592 nucleotides. It is a transcript of the gene trim101, whose product is annotated as tripartite motif containing 101. The transcript is spliced from 10 exons. The coding region runs from base 184 to 1479 and encodes 431 amino acids. The record is from RefSeq and is a predicted model, not a curated record. Gene Ontology annotation, molecular function: zinc ion binding. Lineage: Eukaryota; Metazoa; Chordata; Actinopteri; Cypriniformes; Cyprinidae.
GCUGCAAACCAACACAGGCCCCAUCGCGCUAUUCAAGCACAGGGGCAGAGCGACUGCCUGCUGCCUCGAGAGACUGGACAAACACACAGCACAAAGACAUGAAGACGGUGGCGUCUCAUCUCCUUAGCUGUGGUUUCGCUCUCCUGUCUUAAUUUCCAGUGAGUGUGGGGUCAGUAGGGGCACAUGACCAUGUCUCUUCCAUUGGAUAUACGCUCUUACCACAAAGACCCCUCGAUGGGGACGCUGGAGAAACAACUCAUCUGUCCCAUCUGUGUGGAGGUCUUCACGAAACCAGUGGUCAUUCUGCCCUGUCUGCACAACCUCUGCCGCAAGUGUGCCAAUGAACUGUACCAGCCGUCUCUCUUCCAGGUAGGAAUCGGAGGACAUUUUCGCUGCCCUUCCUGUCGGCGUGAGGUUGUCUUGGACCGUCAUGGAGUUUAUGGACUGCAGCGUAAUUUACUCGUGGAGAACAUUAUUGAUGUUUACAAACAGGAGUCUGAAAGCUCUAGGCCUCCACCGAAGCCUCCUGCACUGUUCAGCUGUACAGAGCACGAAGAUGAGAAGCUUAAUAUUUAUUGCCUCACGUGUCAGGUGACCUCCUGCUCUCUCUGUAAGGUGUUUGGGGCCCACAAAAACUGCCAAGUAGUUCCCCUGCCUGAUGUUUACCAGCAGCAGAAGGCUGAACUCAGUGACAGACUUGCUACUUUGGUUUCCACAAAUGAACGCGUUCAGUCAUUUGUUAAUGAACUAGAGGCACUCCACAGGAACAUAGAGGAAAACAGCAGGAUCCAGAAACAGAUUCUGUGUGAGAAGUUUGAUCACUUAUCUGCCAUUCUGGAGGAACGUCGUAAGAUCAUGACCCAACAAAUCACUUCUGAGCAGGAAGAAAAGACUGGCUGGACCCAGUCUUUACUGCAGACAUACAGUGAGCAUGUAGACACAAACUCAAAGUUGAUCCAGGCAGCCCAGAAUGCAAUAGAGGACCCAGAGAUGGCUUCUUUUGUGCAGACCUCACAAGAUCUUAUUGAGGAGGUUGGUAAAGCAUCUAACUGCUUCACUCAGGAGACCCUGGAUCCUGACUAUGAGAAGAUGGAUCACUACAGGGUGGAUUUUGAUGCAGAGGAGAGACUUCUGUACCAGCUGGAUUUCAUGGAGAUUGAAGAAGAAGUGGAGGAAACACCUGAUGAACCAGAGUCAGAACCUGAGUCUGAACCUGAACUGGUGCUGACCCCAGAACCUGACCCUGAAGCAGAUCAGGAUCUGAAAUCAGAGGGUCCUGAGAUGAUGAGUCCCACACCGGAGACAAUAGAGGACACUUGUGGACAAGCAGGCGGUUGUAGAGACAUCAGAAAAGUGGCUGUGUGUGCAAAGAAUGGCUUAAGCACUUCACAGAUUGUCACUCUAGUCUUUUAUUUCCUGGGCUUUCUGGUCAUCCUCCAGCGAAUAUGGGGAAACAUUCAGUGCCUUAUUUGUAUAUAGCAGAGGUGAAGAGACGUGGUCUCCAGACUGGCACAGCUGUGAGCUCAGCACUUGAAGGACUGAGCCCUCCAGUGGUCACCAGUGAGAUGAUUCGUCUCUGAUUGUACUGGCUCAAUCGUCCACAAUAAAACCAGAAGCUCAAAGAAAGAAUGAUGACUUGCCACUGGUCAGAAUGGGUUCUCCUCCCGUCUUGAAAAAACCUUCUUUGUGUUUGUGCAAAUAAUUAAAACAUUGUAUACACUUAUUUUUGGAUCAGUUUUUUGUUUGCCUAAUAACAUUGACUGUUUUUGCUGUAAUAGUCAGUGAAAGUUCUCGCCGUUUGUUAGACGAGUGCUCCAAGACUAUAUCAUUGAAACACCCAUCUACCAAUUUGGAUUCACUCUAGAUUUGGUUGUAAUGAUAUGAAUGAAUGAAUGAAUGAAUGAAUAGUGUUUAUAACUGAUGGAUUUGUUUGUAUGAGUGUAAUCUUAAAUUGGCUUGAACUAAAACACUGAUUUUCUUUUUUUCUUUUCUUUUCUCUUUUCUCAUUGUGUCACCAUUGACUGUCUAAUGGCUUGUGCAAUGCAUUAUGUGAAAUCUUAAGAAAUUGUAAUUCAUGUCAUAAAUUGACAUGUGUUUUCCUCUUUUUUUUAGACAAAUGAGUUAAUUUUUGGUUACAGAGCAGAGCACAGGAUAUGCAAAGGAAAAACAACAUUGUGGCCAUGGAUUAAGAAUUUGUUCAAUUUGUUGAUUCAUUCCUAGGUUUUAGGUAGCCUAAUUUGUUGAUUCAUUCCUAGGUUUUAGGUAGCCUAAUUUGUUGAUUCAUUCCUAGGUUUUAGGUAGCCUAAUUUGUGGAUUUAACUAAAUGAGGGAGCAAAUUAUGAUUAAAUCAACAAAUGAAUAAAAUGUGGCCACGUAGUACAGUCAAGUUGUGGGAACAAAUUUUUAAUUUGUGGCACAAUAUUUAUUUUUUCUUCAAUGUCCUGUCUGUGGGGCUCUGUAUGAUUAACAUCUCAUUGAAAGUUGACAUGAAAGGAAAGUUGCAACUGCCUUUUCUUCCCAAAUGUGAUGUAUAUCCCAGUGAAAUCUCAAAUGAGUAAAAUGUAGGACGGCAUUUUGUCCAUCUGGAAUGAA